UUUUUUAAGAUAAGAUAUGCAGUUGGCACCCCUGAUUCUUGUCGAGUAAAGUUGCCAGCGGAUUGCCGACAUCGGUUGGAGAGGCGGAGUUGAGCUUCUGGAAUUCAGUAUAUUACCGGUUUGCUCCUUCUGAAGAGAAUUCCCGCUCAAAUUCCAGUUAUAGGCGCUGUUCUGGUACCACAGACGGCGCUGGUAAAGUUCAUCGGAAAACAUGGAUCGCGAGAGGCAGGUGUUCACCGUCGAUCUCCUGGAGAGGUACGCGACGAAAGGGCGCGGCGUGAUCACUGCCAUGGCGGCCGGUAACGAUGUCAUUGUGCUGGGAACAAGCAAGGGAUGGGUUAUUAGGCACGAUUUCGGCGUCGGUGAUUCUUCCGACAUAGACCUUUGCGCGGGGCGACCAGGCGAGCAAUCGAUCCACAGAGUGUUUGUUGAUCCAGGAGGAAGUCACUGCAUUGCCACUGUCGUUGGUGCUGGUGGUGCUGAGACUUACUAUACUCAUGCCAAGUGGAGCAAGCCGCGUGUGCUGGGCAGACUGAAAGGUCUUGUUGUAAAUGCAGUUGCCUGGAAUAGGCAGCAGAUUACAGAAGCUUCUACCAAGGAAGUCGUUCUUGGCACCGACGACGGCCAACUUUAUGAGAUUGCUGUUGAUGAGAAGGAUAAGAGGGAGAAGUACAUAAAGUUUUUAUAUGAAUUGAAAGAACUACCACAAGCUUUUAUGGGCUUGCAGAUGGAGACAGCUAGUUUAGAAAAUGGAACCAGAUAUUAUGUGAUGGCUGUUACUCCUACGCGACGCUAUUCCUUCACUGGAAUUGGAUUGCUGGAAACUGUUUUUGCUAGUUAUUUGGAUCGCGCUGUUCAUUUUAUGGAAUUACCUGGAGAAGUACCAAACAGGCAAGUGUGCAUUGUAUUGUGUUAUAGUUCUUUUAACUUGAACUUGGAACACGAACUGCAUUUCUUUAUCAAGCAAAGAAGAACGACACAUUUUGCAUGGCUUUCAGGAGCAGGUAUCUACUAUGGAGGCCUAAAUUUUGGAGCACAGCAUAGUUGUCCAAAUGGUGAUGAAAAUUUUGUUGAGAACAAAGCGCUUCUGGAUUACUCAAAACUAAGCAAAGGUUCUGAAGUUGUUAAGCCAACUUCUAUGGCUGUUUCAGAAUUCCAUUUCUUACUUCUCAUUGGAAACAAGGUUAAGGUCGUGAACAGAAUUAGUGAGCAUAUAAUAGAGGAACUCCAUUUUGAUCUGACAUCAGAAUCAGCUUCAAGGAGUGGUAUUAUUGGGUUAUGCAGCGAUGCCACUGCUGGCUUGUUCUAUGCAUAUGAUCAGAAUUCUGUCUUCCAGGUCUCCGUCAAUGAUGAGGACCGAGAUAUGUGGAAGGUGUAUCUUGACAUGAAAGAAUAUGCUGCAGCUUUAGCAAAUUGUCGUGAUCCAUUUCAGAGGGAUCAAGUAUAUUUGGUCCAGAAGUUCUUGAUCUUUUUGUUUGACUAUUUUAUAACUGAAAUGGAGCGGUUUGCGGUCGGCUUGCAGGCAGAUGCUGCGUUUUCGUCGAGGGAUUUUGAAAGAGCGGCAUCCUUCUAUGCAAAAAUUAGCUAUAUACUAUCAUUUGAGGAAGUCGCCCUCAAGUUUAUCAGUGCAGGAGAACAGGAUGCUUUGAGGACUUUCUUGCUGCAUAGGCUAGAUAAUCUCACAAAAGAUGAUAAGUGCCAGAUAACAAUGAUUUCGACAUGGGCAACUGAAUUGUACUUGGACAAGAUAAAUAGGCUUCUUUUGGAAGAAGACAGUACAGUGGAAAAUCAUGGUGUUGAGUAUCAGUCCAUCAUUCAAGAAUUCUGUGCUUUCCUCAGUGAUUCUAAAGAUGUCCUUGACGAGGCAACAACAAUGAAACUUCUGGAGAGUUACGGGCGGGUUGAAGAACUAGUAUAUUUUGCUGGUCUGAAGGAGCAGCAUGAGAUUGUUAUUCAUCACUAUCUACAGCAAGGAGAAACAAAAAAAGCUUUGGAACUACUUCAAAAGCCAGCUGUGCCUAUAGAUCUCCAGUACAAGUUUGCUCCAGAUCUCAUUGCUCUUGAUGCAUACGAAACUGUGGAGUCUUGGAUGGGGACAAAGAACCUAAACCCGCGGAAAUUGAUUCCUGCAAUGAUGCGCUAUUCAAGUGAAACCCAUGCAAAGCUGUCAAGGCAUCAACUUGAUUUAUUUAACAUGGGAUUUGACUGGAUGAACCGUUACACUAUGGAAAGGUGGUGUCAAUAUAAACGAAAUAUGAUCGUGAAAGCAAUGCUGAUUCACGUAGCUUUUGGUCCUGUAAAUCCUAUUCGAACACAUUGGUGUCUAAAUGUUUCUUCCACGUUUAUGUUUUCUAACGGAAGAUUUGCCGAAUGCAGGAAUGAAACUCACGAGGUCAUCAAGUACCUAGAGUUCUGUGUUCAUCGUUUGUAUAAUGAGGAUCCUGGAAUUCACAAUUUGCUUUUAUCUCUCUAUGCUAAGCAGGAAGAUGAUAGUGCACUUCUAAGGUUCCUACAAUGCAAGUUUGGGAACGGACGAGAUAACGUACCUGAUUUCUUCUAUGAUCCGAAGUAUGCCCUCCGCCUUUGCCUCAAAGAGAAGCGAAUGCGAGCUUGCGUUCAUAUAUACAGCAUGAUGUCCAUGCAUGAAGAAGCAGUUGCUCUUGCUCUGCAGGUCGACCCUGAGCUUGCAAUGGCUGAAGCUGAUAAAGUGGAAGAUGAUGAAGACUUGAGGAAGAAGUUAUGGAUGAUGGUCGCCAAGCAUGUUAUUGGACAGGAAAAGGGAACUAAGAGGGAGAACAUAAGAAAGGCCAUAGCAUUUCUUAAAGAAACUGAUGGGCUGUUGAAGAUUGAGGAUAUACUUCCCUUCUUUCCAGACUUUGCCCUGAUUGAUGACUUUAAGGAAGCAAUAUGCUCAUCAUUGGAGGAUUACAACAAGCAAAUUGAAGAGCUGAAACAGGAGAUGAAUGAUGCGACGCAUGGUGCAGACAAUAUAAGGAAAGAUAUCAAUGCUCUUGCUCAGAGAUAUGCUGUCAUUGAUAAAGAUGAGGACUGUGGGGUUUGCAGAAGGAAGAUAUUGAAUGUGGGUGGGGAUUAUCGCAUCUCUAGAGGAUACACAUCUGUGGGACCAAUUGCUCCCUUCUACGUAUUCCCCUGCGGGCAUGCCUUCCAUUCAGAAUGCUUGAUUGCUCAUGUAACACGAUGUACCACUGAAUCACAGGCUGAGUGUAUUCUGGACCUGCAGAAGCAACUUACUUUGUUUGGCGAUGGAACUAGAAAAGACCUAAACGGCAGCAUGGCUGAAGAUUCGGUUUCAAGCACAACUAAUGCAGAUAAGCUGCGGUCUCAAUUGGAUGAUGCAGUAGCCGGGGAGUGCCCCUAUUGUGGGGAGUUGAUGAUCAGAGAAAUCUCUUUGCCUUUCAUCCUUGCCGAGGAAUCACAGGAGGUGGAUUCGUGGACAAUAAAGCCAACCAACAAUCUUCUGACCCUUAGGAGCAUAUCUCUGCCCUCUUGACUUCCCCUUCUGCUCAACAUCUUGUACUUGUUUGUGUGUGCAUAUAAUCGUAUAACUGGUCUGCAGCUUCACCAUGUUUUGUUCUUCUUCACAACAUCAUUUGGGUAUUGGUCCAGCAAGUCACUACCUUCCUAUUCUGGUUAGCGUUGUGCACCACCCUCCCUGGGCUAUAUGUAUAUAUGUUUUUGUAACAUUUGAGUGUUGUAGUUGGUAUGUCUGAAUCUGAUUCCUCUGGGCUAUGUAUAUGUGCUUUUGUAACAUUGAGUUUUGUAGUCGGUAGUUGGUAUAUCUGAUUCCUCUGGAGUCGCAAGAGUUGAGUCUGGUAUUGCGUCCAAGGGUGAAGCAAAAUCUAAGUUACACUUUACAAAUGAAGUUCCGAC
This is a messenger RNA of Linum tenue, 3891 nucleotides long. NCBI's taxonomy places the organism in Eukaryota, Viridiplantae, Streptophyta, Magnoliopsida, Malpighiales, Linaceae. The record is from the annotation of a GenBank genome assembly.